UAAUAUUUUUGAACAGCGUAACAUCUCUGAACAGUGUGAUUAGAAAAAUAGUUUAAAUAUUGCCCAUUAUUCGGGGAUGUCAGUUCAACGAAGGGGAAUUAAACACAGUGGACUGUUUAUUUUCAUUCCGGCCUUUCCCUCGGUGUCUAUUUGCCCCCGGAAGUGCUCAUUGUGUUUCCGGCUGAAACGGGGAGCGGUUGCUGCGACAACGGACUGAGGAUGGAGCUGUGUGAGAUCCUGUAUAACAAGGCGGAAUAUAUCGAGACGGCCUCUGGCAACAAGGUGAGCAGGCAGUCUGUGCUUUGUGGAAGCCAGAACAUUGUUUUAAAUGGCAAGACUAUUGUUAUGAACGAUUGCAUCAUCCGUGGAGACCUGGCGAAUGUGAGGGUUGGACGGCACUGCGUCAUCAAGAGUCGAAGUGUCAUACGCCCACCUUUCAAGAAAUUCAGCAAAGGGGUUGCCUUCUUCCCACUGCACAUUGGAGACCAUGUGUUCAUUGAGGAAGACUGUGUGGUAAAUGCUGCUCAGAUUGGAUCCUAUGUUCACAUAGGGAAGAAUUGUGUUAUUGGUCGAAGAUGUGUUCUGAAAGAUUGCUGCAAAAUUCUGGACAACACUGUCCUUCCACCAGAAACCGUGGUUCCGCCUUUCACUGUCUUCUCAGGCUGUCCAGGCCUGUUUGCUGGUGAGCUCCCAGAGUGUACACAGGAGCUUAUGAUGGAUGUCACAAAGAGUUACUACCAGAAGUUCCUGCCAUUGUCUCAGAUAUGAGACAUGGCUUUACUUCAGAGCACUACAAGUACAGAAUCCAGUUAAUUGGGGACCUGAAAGUGAACAGCUGGAAAAACGGCCCAAAUUCUGCCUGAGCACUUCAAAGUGAUGGAGUGGCUCUAACAUGGAGAAGCUCAAGUCUUCUAAAUGAUAAAUGUGUUCAUCUUUGGUCUGAUGAAGACUUGCUGCUGCUCCACACUGGGAGUGAUUCUCUAUGUCUAUGUCGUCUUCAGUUCGAUGUUAAAGCAUAAGUUGGCUCUGCAUAAUACCACAGAAAAUUCAGAGCCCCAAGAAUAUAUUUAUUUGACGAAAUGUUAAAUCACUGAUCCUCCUACACACUAACUGGAUUUAAUCCGUUUCUAGUUUGGAAAAGACUUCAGUUGUGACUGAAUGUAAAGAUCGUACGAGUUCUGUCUUUAGAAUUCACUUACACUAGGUUUAGUGUUUGUCUGAAAUGCCCUUCAGAUUAACUAGUACUUACUAUUUGCAAAGUUCGUGACUUUAAUCUGCUUGACUACCAACACCAGUUGGAAUUCUCACUGAUUCAAUUAUUACUCAGAUCUCUAGCGGGCAGGAUUCUUGGACAACACCAGUGAGUAGUGCAACAUGCAGCAUUAUGUCAGGGCUUUGGCUGUUUCUUGGAAGCUGGUGAGAACUAGGGGGUGGAUAGGUGUAUAGUAGGGCAUCGACCCUUCUUUCAAAACAGCAGUAGUGUUUGAUUACCUGAAAUGUAACUAGUUUGUAUGACAGAACUUUCAUUAAAGACCAAUUCCUGAGGCAAGGCAUGUUGCCUGAUGAAAUAGUAUGACCUAAGGGAAUUGACUCCAUGGGGAAACUAAGGAUAGACAGCAUUUUGUUUGAGCUUUAACUAACAAAUAAAAUUUAGUUUUUGAGGCUACUGCAGUGAGCAUGCUAUGUGAUAAAUUUAACCCUGCUUAUAGAUAUGUGCAGUAUCGUCUAGCAUAGCUAUGUGCACUUUAAUCCUUCUAACUAAAGACUUAACAGUCCAGAUUUGGGGAUCUUGAGGCAAGCAAAUAGAGUAGAAGUCAGUGUUGGUUUUGGACACUGAGCUCCCUGGUUAUUUGGUUGUUCUUGAUCCCCACCCAUGGCUAAUGGAUGUUGAGGAACUGGGUAGCCUUUUAGCAUCAACUAGGGUGACCUGCCUCACUCACUCGAAUUGGUCAGUGCUCCAUAAAUUGACUUUGUGGAAGGCAUCGUGUAAUCCCAUAAUUCUGUGAGUACAGGUCAUAUCACUGCUAGGAGUAAGAAUUAUGCAAGAUUCUGAACUACAGGGUUACAUUUAAGCUGUCUUUUUUUUCUUUCUUUUCUGCUGUUUAUCUUUUUUUUAAUGAUUCUUGUAUCCUGCCAAUUCUUUGUAUAGUAAAUGAGUUGUUUGAAGUUAAACGUAUGGACAGUGGCUAGUGAGAACUUGCAAUAUAACAUUCACUAAUUGCAGUGGUACAAGAAACACCACAAAGUAAAUGGAUAUCAGUGUUGCUUGAUGCAGUACAUAUUGUGAAAUUUCACUGUACCCAGCCCCAACCAAAAUCUGUAUGCAGCCUAAUUUACUGCUGUUAUCAACUGCGUGCAGUACCUAGUCUACUUGUCUUUCUUUGGAGGGAGAACCAGAUUCUAUACUUUACUUUCCCAUGCCAGUACUGUCCAGGAUGUUUUCAAACUGGUUCCUUAUGCAGUCCACUCUGCAUGCAACACUUCAAAAGAAACUGGGAUAAUAGAGCACUAGACUUGGACCUGUUGUGUCAAUCGCAUCUGUCAAAGAAUUACAAAUUGGAAAAUGACAUGCAAAUGUAAUAAAUGUUUGUGGUUACAUUUU
Molecule: messenger RNA, 2602 nt
Organism: Rhincodon typus (whale shark)
Lineage: Eukaryota; Metazoa; Chordata; Chondrichthyes; Orectolobiformes; Rhincodontidae
Gene: dctn5
Product: dynactin 5
Exons: 7
Coding region: 220-768 (182 amino acids)
Source: RefSeq, a predicted model, not a curated record